This is a messenger RNA of Opisthorchis viverrini, 1632 nucleotides long. RefSeq lists its product as hypothetical. The record is from RefSeq and is a predicted model, not a curated record. The transcript has a single exon. NCBI's taxonomy places the organism in Eukaryota, Metazoa, Platyhelminthes, Trematoda, Opisthorchiida, Opisthorchiidae. The annotation marks the transcript as partial.
AAUGUGAUUUUGAAUGCCUAUGAUCAUACAUUGUCCAUAAGCGCGGAGGAGUUGGUAUUCAAGCAACGAGUGCGGAGAUGGUUCGAGAAAGCCGCUCAUCCACAGCUCAUCUCACCCACCUCGUCCCAGGAGUCAAAACUCCGUACGCAACCUACCUACCAGUUGGCACCUUUGUCUGUCCGUUGGAAUGCCGUUCUCAAAAUUGGUGAGGAAAUAGAGAUGAUCGGUCCGGGGAAGCACGGGAUUCCAAUGAACUGUUGGCAUAGUCAGAAGGAGAAUGGUCCGAAGGAUGAGAGACUGGCGGAUAAGUUGAGGUUUUUCAACAAAACCACCGGGGUGUUCCGUCUGGUGAAAGAGAAGGCUGACUAUGAGGACUCCGGAAUAUAUGCCUGUUCCGCCAAACACGAUGGCGGAUUCGAACCACGUGAAUUAUAUGUGAUGCCAGACGAAAGCAUGGUGUACAUGCAGCUGAAUCACAAACCACUAGAAAAAGAUCAAGAAUUCCGCCCUGAUUAUAAUCAAUGUGCGUUGGGUAGGGUUCCUGUGAUAUAUUCCAAUCAGAAUGCGAGUGUACGCUGUGUGUACGCGGUUUCGCCGUUCUGGAAAAUGGAACCAGUCGUUUCAUUGACUUACCAUGUAUUCGACUCGUCUUCGUGGCAAAAUCGCACGUACCCGUCAUUUCUGGAGACCGACUACUUGAGAUUCCAGGAUGGCCGACUACAGAGGGUACGUGCGUUCACAAUAAUUGCUCCAGAGGCGCAUCUGAGUGUGGGGGCGGUGUUCAUCACUUGCAACUUUGACUACACUAAAAUGAGUCGAAUGACACGAGACAUUCGAGGGAGAAGCGAACCACUGUCUCUGAGGCGAACAAAACGCCUCAUUUACAAAACGUUUAUUGCUCCCACAAUAUUCGACGAACAUUUGGAGGCAAGCAAACCACAUCUGUUUGACAACUUUUAUCACCAGGGGCAACCCCGGUGGAUGGCUUCGGAUUUUCACAGAACCGGAUCAAGAAAGCGUUUGAACGAAGACCACUUCACAAUCUCCAUGAGACUUCACAUGGGCAUCCCGGUUGGUAAGACCGAAAUAUGGAUGUUCUACAAGCAGGGCCAGUAUAAACCCCAGCAUUGUGUUCUACAACAGCUAGUGAUGUUGAGUGCGGCAGACUUGUCAAAUGAGAUCAAAAUCCACAAUUCUUUCAUUAUAGGCAAAGGACAGGGGUUCGCUAAGUUGACGUAUUCGUGUAGCGUUCGGCCAGAGCAUGCAGCGCUUGUGAUAGCCAGUUAUUCCGUCAUCGAUGAGAAUGAGACAGUGGUAUCAGAAUCUCUGAAGUCAGAGUUCCAUACCAAUAUCCAAUUCUGGCUCCAGAAUCCGAAAGACCAAAUCGGAAGGAGCAUUAGUUCUUCCAAUAAUGUUCGCCUGGCCUACAGGGUUCAAAAGUUACAGAUCGGUUGGAAGGGUUCGGUAAAUCAAGGGGAUUCGUGGCGGAUAUUGAUGGCUCACGAAAAGUUCACACAAGUUGGACCAAUCCUAACGCCCAUGCAUUUUGUUUGCGAACACACACCGAUUGGAAGCAACAAAUCCAAGGAGAUUUUUCGCGAAUUCACCGCUAAACUACUCUACUUUAUUCCG